Beauveria bassiana ARSEF 2860 is the source of this 906-nucleotide messenger RNA. Its product is annotated as RNA recognition domain-containing protein. The record is from RefSeq and is a predicted model, not a curated record. The transcript is spliced from 8 exons. Gene Ontology annotation, cellular component: nucleus. Gene Ontology annotation, biological process: mRNA export from nucleus. NCBI's taxonomy places the organism in Eukaryota, Fungi, Ascomycota, Sordariomycetes, Hypocreales, Cordycipitaceae. Gene Ontology annotation, molecular function: mRNA binding. The coding region runs from base 1 to 906 and encodes 301 amino acids.
AUGGACAAAGGCCUGGACGAGAUCAUUUCUGACAAGCGCAGCAAUGAUCUUCGAAACAACCGCCGCGGCGGAGAUAGGCGUCGUGAUCGCCGCGAAGGCCCUCGUGAUGGCGUCAGAAAGUCGUAUCACGAUGAGCCACGAAGCAUAGAUAGCGAAUGGGUUCAUGAUCGAUUUGAAGACGACGAUCGCCGCCGUGCACCCGCCCCCCGACGACGUCGCGAAGAACCUCAAGCCGAAGCCAAAGGAACCAAGAUUAAGGUCGAUAACCUGCACUGGGAUCUCACCGAAGAGGACAUUGGCGAGCUUUUCCGCCGUAUUGGACGUGUGGUUCGCCUGCAACUGAAAUUUGACCGCGCGGGCCGCUCCGAGGGAAUUGCUUAUGUCACCUACGAGCACAAGGAAGACGCCAACGAAGCUAUCAAGCAAUUCGAUGGUGCUAAUGCUAACGGUCAACCAAUUCGUUUGACCCUUCUUCCGAACCGAAAUCCCUUCGAUACCGCUGUUAUGCCCGGCCGUCCUCUCUCCGAACGCGUCUCCGCUCCCCGUGGGCGUUACACUGAAGACGAUGCAGUCCGCAGAGGCAUUGACAGAUACAUUCCCGGCGGUGAUCGAGAGAGUGGACACGAGGGCGGCCGCGAUCGCUCCAGAAGUCCCCGCGGCCCCCGCCGUCGUGGUGGCCGUCGCCCUGGCGCGCGUCGUGAGGGCGGCGAGAAUGGCAGAGACAGCAGGGAGGGUGGCCGUGGCGGUCGGGGUAAUCCGCGCAUCAAGAAGACCCAAGACGAACUGGACGCCGAGAUGGACAAUUACUUUACCAAACAAGACGGCGACGCUCCCGCCGAGUCGGCCCCCAACGCAGAGGGUGGUGCCUCCGCUGCCGGUCCUGGCGAUAUUGACAUGAUUGAGUAA